AUGGCAACGGCGGCGGGUUCUGCCUGGGGGGGGGGCCUGGGGCAGCCCCAGCGGCUCCUGCGCCAUUGCCAACGGCCGCCGCCGCCUCCUCUCCCGCCGCCCUUCCCGGCCGCCGCCGCCGUGUGGAGCCUCGGCGGCGGCGGGGCCGGGCACCGGAGGGCCGGCAGCGGCGGCCCCGCUCCGCAGGAGCCGUGCCGGGAGAGGAGCGGAGCGGGGCGCUGCGCCGAGCUGUAUGAAAACCCGUGGACGAUCCCGAAUAUACUGUCAAUGGCGAGGAUGGGUCUGGCGCCGGUCUUAGGCUAUUUGAUCGUUGAAGAAAAUUUCAAUGUUGCACUCGGUGUCUUCGUUUUGGCUGGAGUAACGGAUUUGUUGGAUGGAUUUAUUGCACGAAAUUGGGCCAAUCAGAAAUCAGCCUUGGGAAGUGCUCUUGAUCCUCUGGCAGAUAAAAUUCUCAUCAGCGUGCUCUACGUAAGCCUAACUUGUGCAAAUCUUAUCCCAGUUUCGCUGACUUCCAUGAUCAUUCUGAGGGAUGUAGCACUCAUCGCGGCUGUUUUCUACGUGCGAUACAAAACUCUUUCUCCACCGAGAACACUCAGCAGGUAUUUUAAUCCCUGUUAUGCUACAGCCCAACUAAAACCAACAUUCAUUAGCAAGAUGAAUACAGCCGUUCAGCUAAUUCUGGUGGCAGCUUCUUUAGCAGCUCCUGUUUUCAAUUAUGUGGACAGCAUAUACCUGCAGACGUUAUGGUGCAUCACAGCGUUCACGACGGUAACCUCUGCGUAUAGCUAUUACCACUACGGCCGAAAAACGGUUCAGGUGAUAAAUAAUAAAUGAAGUAUUGUUGAAAGGACCGUGUCUCGGCAGGAUGGGUUGCAGUACUGCAGAGGAUGGUUGUAAUGCAACUGGGCUUUGGAUAGAAAACUGUUUUUUCUGCUUAAACCAUGGCAUCACAAUGAAGUGAAUUUUGAACAUGUACUGUGUAUAUAAAUAGAGAAUUUUCAAUGUAUUUUUAAUUUGUUUAAAAUUAAGGUUGUUUACAAAAUCAAAUAAAUAAUAUUCUUAAAGACACAGG
Molecule: messenger RNA, 1072 nt
Organism: Oxyura jamaicensis (ruddy duck)
Lineage: Eukaryota; Metazoa; Chordata; Aves; Anseriformes; Anatidae
Gene: CRLS1
Product: cardiolipin synthase 1
Exons: 7
Coding region: 1-834 (277 amino acids)
Biological process (GO): cardiolipin biosynthetic process
Cellular component (GO): mitochondrion; membrane
Molecular function (GO): cardiolipin synthase activity
Source: RefSeq, a predicted model, not a curated record